Paramecium pentaurelia is the source of this 2149-nucleotide messenger RNA. NCBI's taxonomy places the organism in Eukaryota, Ciliophora, Oligohymenophorea, Peniculida, Parameciidae. The record is from the annotation of a GenBank genome assembly.
AUGUAAUAAUAAUCUAUUCACUAAUAAAAAAUAGUCGAAUAUACUAAUCAAGGUACAACUUCAUUUACAAUUUAGGUGAAUAUGUUUAAUUGGAAGAUUAUAUACGUGUAAAUUAAACAGCAUAAAUGAAUUUUUCAUAAGCCUUAGUUGAAUGCAUCUAAUAUACAAGAGAUAGUGAAGAACACUUAUAAUGCAUUUAAUAAAUUCUAAAGUAAAUCAUUACCAAAAAUAUCAAGAUAAUAAAUUGAUUUUAAUUAUAAGGAUAAUUAAGGAAAUACUGCUUUGAUCUAAGCAGCAAAAAGCGGCAAAAUUAGUAUAUUGAAUGAGAUCAUUAAAUAUAAAGAAAAGUUUGACAAAAAGUAAUUUAAAUUAGCACUUGAUAUUGCAAUACAAUCAGAAUAAGAUAAUUGGGAUAUUGUAGAAACAUUGCUUUAAUUAACAUAACUUGAAAAACCUUAACAUUUAAUCAAAUCUAUGCGUAAAGGCAAUUUUAAAACUGCAUAAAAGAUUAUUGAAUAAUAUGGUGCUUCUGGAUAAGAUGAAAAUGGAGAUACAGCAUUACAUAUAGCUUCUAGAUUGGGCAAUCUAUAAAUUAUAAAAAGUAUAUGUCAAAAGGAAAAUCUAUAUAAAAAAAAAAAUUAAUUACAUUAAACACCAUUAGAUGUUGCUUGCAAUCAAGAAACAAGAAAUUAACUUAUAGAAGAAGAAAUUCAAUUUCAAAAAUCGCCCAAUAGAAAAAGAAAAUAAGAAGAUUUUAAUGAAAAUAAUUAAAUUUCAUAGAAAUCAUCUAAUAAAUAUGAAGAUUUUAAUGAAAUAUUUUAGAAACCAAUAAAAGUAUUAAAUGAUUAAGCAAUUUAAACUGAAAAUAAAGAAAAAAAAGAUUAAGAAUCAUAAAUUCCAGAAAAUAAUUAUAUUAAUCAACCAUUUUAUGAUUAAUUGAUCUCUGAAUCACUUAUCACACUACCUCAUCAUAGAACUAGUUUAGAUGACAUUGUUAAGUAAAUUAUAAUAUCUAUAUAAUUAGAUAAUUAUCAUUUGAAAUUAAUACAUUCUCUUAAGAAUUAAAUAAAUUAUUGGAAGAAUAAAGACCAAUUAUUGAUAAAAUAGUUUAAAUGGUUGAUGAAGUAUAAUAGAUUAUAUUAUAAUAGACUGUUCAAUCAGUAUGUUCUAAAUCUCGUGCAUUUUUAUAUGGUUCUUGUUAAACUGGUUUAAAUUUAUUAGAUUCUGAUAUUGAUAUAGUAAUUGAAACAAAUGAAUAAGAAAAGAUUUCAUUAUAUAAGAUUGCUGAAUAAUUUAAAGUAUUAUGGUAUAUAGUUUUAGAUACAAGGCUUUAUUAAGGAUGUCAAAGUUAUUGAUAAUGCUAGAAAACCUGUUUUGAAAAUGUAAUGUUCAUAAGAAUUUUAAAAUAAACUUAUUGAUAUUACCAUUAGUAAAAAUGAUCAUUCUGGUAGAAAGACUGCUAAUUCAAUGAUUGAAUUUUAGAAAGAAUUUAAAUAAUUUAAAAGUCUAGCAUUAAUUUUGAAGUUUUACUUUAAAUCUAUUAAUCUAUUAAAUUCCUAUCAAGUAUAUCAAUAAUAUGUAAUAAGGGUGGUUUGAAUAGCUAUAGCAUUCUGACUAUGAUUUUAGCUUUAUUACAAAUUAAACGUGUACGUGAUAUCGAAAAUGAAGAAAUUGGUAAGACUUUUUUGGACUUUUUCGAUCUUUAUAGUUAAGAUAUCGAUUAUUUUAAUAAAAUUAUAAAUAUUGUUCCAUCCCAAACAGAGAAUAUGUAAGUUGAUGAACCUAAUAUUUACUAAUAACAAUUUCCUUAAUUGUAAAGAUUCAUCUAAUUUUAGUGAUCAAGGAUAAUAAGAAUUAGUUAUAUUGGAUUUACAUAAUAAAGGCAAUAACAUUGCUAGUAGCACUUUUAAAAUCAAGCAUAUUAAAGUAAUUAUUAUUAAUAUUUUAAUUUAAGAAUGCUUUGUCACUUGCUUAUAGUACUAUAUUGAAUUCUCAAAAAUGUGAAGAACCAUGCUUUUUCUCUAGAUACAAUAAACCUGUUUGUUGUAUUCUAAAAUAAAUAAUCUAAUAAUCAAAGAAUCAUCAUUUGACAGGAGUAUAUAAAUAAAAAUAGCCAUUUUAUUUCUUUAAUUUUAAUAAUACUUAUUGA